AAAGACCUUGUCGUUCUCACUCUUUGGUUCGCGAUUUUGACGUGACGCGACAUAUUUACGAUAAAUCCAAAAUCUUUUUUGUGUUUUUAAUUAACAUAUUUUUACCAUGGAAGACGGUAAAGAUUUGGAACCUCUAGAGCCUUCUUUGCGCAAUAUAAUAGAUCAAAAAUCAUUGCGAUGGAUAUUUGUCGGCGGAAAAGGAGGCGUAGGAAAAACGACGUGCAGUUGUAGUUUAGCCGUUCAGUUGUCCAAGGUUCGAGAGUCUGUGCUAAUUAUUUCCACUGACCCGGCUCACAACAUUUCAGAUGCAUUUGAUCAAAAAUUUUCAAAGGUACCAACUAAAGUGAAAGGAUUUGACAAUUUAUUUGCAAUGGAAAUUGACCCCAAUGUGGGAUUAACUGAAUUACCAGAAGAGUACUUUGAAGGUGAAACUGAGGCAAUGAAGCUAGGUAAAGGUGUAAUGCAAGAGAUAGUAGGAGCAUUCCCUGGUAUAGAUGAAGCUAUGAGUUAUGCUGAGGUUAUGAAGCUAGUGAAGGGAAUGAACUUCAGCGCGGUUGUAUUUGAUACUGCACCUACAGGACACACCCUGCGUCUCCUCUCCUUCCCACAGGUUGUAGAAAAAGGUCUCGGCAAAUUGAUGCGACUGAAGUCUAAGGUGGCUCCUUUUAUGAACCAGGCUGCAACAUUAUUUGGUCUUGCAGAAUUAAAUGCAGACAUGUUCAGCAACAAAAUGGAUGAAAUGUUGUCUAUAAUACGACAAGUAAAUGCUCAGUUCAAGGAUCCCAACCAGACAACUUUUGUAUGUGUUUGUAUUGCAGAAUUUUUGUCACUGUAUGAAACUGAACGUUUGGUGCAAGAACUUACCCGUUGUGGUAUAGACACACAUAAUAUUAUCGUAAAUCAGUUACUACUUAGAACGUCGGCUCCUUGUGAACUAUGCGCAGCUAGGCAUAAAGUACAGGAGAAAUAUUUAGAGCAAAUUACUGAUUUAUAUGAAGAUUUUCAUGUAACAAAACUACCGUUACUUGAUAAGGAAGUUAGAGGUGCAGCAGCUGUUAAUUCUUUCUCAGAAUAUUUGCUUAAACCAUAUGUGCCCCCAAAGGCACUUUAAAAAUUGUCACAAAGCUUUAGCUACCAUAAACUGCAAUUCAAUAUUUGUGGUAUACAUCGUCAAUAUAUUUACAUAAUCAUUGAUGCUAGUGUACAUAAUACAGAAAAAAGUAUUUUAUAUAUUCAAGUGGCUUAUCAUAUAACAAAUAUUUCCUGAAUGAAAGGUCAAAUGUCAUAUCCUUCAGAGGUCCUAGCACUAUAUUCGUGAGAGCGUUCUCGUAACAUAAGUGACAAAAGUUGUAUCAAAUUUGUGCAUCGCCCUUUUUUAUAUUGAAUAAAGUAGUGCUUGACCACAAACCCACUUCAUAGUAAAUAGCUAUGUGAUA
Molecule: messenger RNA, 1436 nt
Organism: Papilio xuthus (Asian swallowtail)
Lineage: Eukaryota; Metazoa; Arthropoda; Insecta; Lepidoptera; Papilionidae
Product: ATPase ASNA1 homolog
Exons: 5
Coding region: 107-1111 (334 amino acids)
Biological process (GO): tail-anchored membrane protein insertion into ER membrane
Cellular component (GO): GET complex
Molecular function (GO): ATP binding; ATP hydrolysis activity
Source: RefSeq, a predicted model, not a curated record